AUCAGAGUGUUCCUUCUCUUCACUCUCUUUGCAUCUCUCUGCCGCCGUAUCGCCGCCGUCUCGUCGCCUUCUUUCAUCGAGUGUUUUGAAGUGAGAAGAAAAAAUGGGGGACAAGAGGAAGAAGACGUUCAUGUUCAUCCGCCUUGUCUCAGCUGCUGGAACUGGAUUCUUCUAUGUCAAGAGGAAGAGUACCAAGGGACUUCUUGAGAAGCUCGAGUUCCGUAAGUACGAUCCUAGAGUCAACCGUCAUGUCCUCUUCACUGAGCAGAAGAUGAAGUGACCGGAAACUCGAUUCUCUUGUGUGUGUCUCAUUACAUUCCAAGAGCCAAGAUCUUAUCUCUGCAAGUAGUUUAUUACUUAUCGAUGAAUUAACUUCUCAAGUUUAAGUAUUGGGUGUUUUUAGACUUUGAGAGUGUUUCAGUUUGAGCAUCCUUGAGAACACAUAAAUAGUCAGUACUGUCUCAGGGUGUUUAAAAAAGUAAAAAAACUUUAUCAUAAACCAA
Molecule: messenger RNA, 503 nt
Organism: Capsella rubella
Lineage: Eukaryota; Viridiplantae; Streptophyta; Magnoliopsida; Brassicales; Brassicaceae
Product: 50S ribosomal protein L33
Exons: 2
Coding region: 104-280 (58 amino acids)
Biological process (GO): translation
Cellular component (GO): ribosome; large ribosomal subunit
Molecular function (GO): structural constituent of ribosome
Source: RefSeq, a predicted model, not a curated record